AUGUCAUCAGAACGUGAACUCUUGAUCAAUCGUUUACGCAAUCCGAAUCGUAGCCUCGAAACAAUAAAGAAAAUGGCAAAACAAAUUGCUCAAGAUAAGAGAGCAGUUGACCCGAUCAGAAUUAAUGCCUUUCAGGUAUUAAAGCGUUAUUUCAUCAUAGAACCCAAAGUCAAGGAAUUGCCUAUUGAAGAUAAACAGCUGUUAGCAAAAUUGUAUAGAGAGCAAAGAAUAAUAAGUAUCUAUGCAGAGAUUGCAAACAAAAUCCGCGAGUUGUUAGAAUUAGAUGAAUCAAAUACCGAAAAUAAAUCUCCCGCAUCAGACAUUUUACCUAUUCCAGAACUGGCAGGUGGUAUUGAUAAUCUUUAUUCUACUAUAAUAAGACUUGUGCAAACUUUUGUGAAGCCUACCAUGCCUUUACUUGUACCUUCUACAGGCACUAAACCAUAUACAAGAAACCCUGUAACUGAAGGAGGGAAAAAUGCAGCUAGUGCCCAUUAUCUAUCAAUUACACAAUUUACAAGGGUAAUUUUUCAUCCCGAUGAUGAUAAAUUGUUUGAACCAAAAUGGCAUAUUCCAAUGGUUCUUGUAAAUGGUUAUAAUACCAAUAUCCAAAUUAUAAACCUUAAGUCAAAAAUCAACUCAAUAAUGGCCUUCCCAACAGAUAUCAUUCAUAAUUUAAGACGAAUAAUUAAUAGUAAUGAAUUAGUUCCAAUGCAUCCAUGGUAUCGUAGUUUCCAAGGCAAAAUAAAACAAAUUGAAGGGAAUAAAUAUUUUUCAUAUGGUGUUUUGACCAAAAUAGGUGAAGCACACAUAAUGAUUUCUGAAUUUCCAGUUCGUAAAUGGACUGAAAAUUAUGAAUCGGAACUUGCUGACUUGAUAGCAAAUGGUUUUAUUAAGGGCAUUGUGAAAAAUAAUUGUAUAAUGAAAGAAAUAGACCUUGAAAUCAUCAACAGAAAAAUAUUUCAAGUUGCAAAAUAA
Messenger RNA from Entrophospora candida, 978 nucleotides. NCBI's taxonomy places the organism in Eukaryota, Fungi, Glomeromycota, Glomeromycetes, Entrophosporales, Entrophosporaceae. The record is from the annotation of a GenBank genome assembly.